AUGGCGCACAUCCACAUCCCGUGCCAGAGCGCCUGGUGUGAGUUUCGGCCCUGGCUCAGACUCCAGCGCAGACUGGGAGGCGGUGGCGGUGGCCUGGGUGUCCAAGGAGCUGCUAUGGCCUCGUCCCCCACCAGGGCAUGUGUCAUCACCACCUGCAUCCUCACCACCUUCCUUUUCAGCACCGUGGGGAAAGUCCAGCAGUCCUCCCAGGAAAAAGGCUGUUCUUCCAACACCUGCACCCCACUGGCCUUCUCAGUGACUCUGGGGAAUGCACGGACAUUCGGGUAUGACCUCCAGUGCUGUAGCAGCGAGCUUUGCAACCAAAAGGACAUGUUCGUGUCUCAGAAGUCACCAGACCCCAACGGUGUCAAAUGUCCUGCCUGCUACAGCGAGGAAAGCGUCUUCUGUGGCACCACUGACCUUACCUGUGCAGGGCGGGAGACCAAGUGCGUGGAGGUUGUCGGCACAGCACUUGAUGGCUUAGCCAUGUAUGGUAUGGGCUGUGCCACUGAGAACGCCUGCAACUUGAAGGGUCAACAACUGUUGUCUGGCAUAAAGAUCUGGACCCGCUGCAUAGACCCCAGCAGUGGGGGCCCCGCCCUGCUGUCUGCCACCUCAUCGAUGCUGUCCAGCCUCUUCCUGCUCAAAGUCUUCCUGUGA
Molecule: messenger RNA, 660 nt
Organism: Lepus europaeus (European hare)
Lineage: Eukaryota; Metazoa; Chordata; Mammalia; Lagomorpha; Leporidae
Product: protein RoBo-1-like
Exons: 5
Coding region: 1-660 (219 amino acids)
Source: RefSeq, a predicted model, not a curated record